AUGAACAUCAAGCCAGAGUCCCUUAGCCUCGUUGACUCUUCUCUCCUGGAGAAGAUCGAUGCCCUCUUCGCAUGCAACCUCGGCCACGACGUUGACCUCCCACAGCUCAUUGUGGUCGGCCAGCAGUCCAGCGGCAAGAGCUCGGUCCUGGAGGGGCUCACCGGCCUCCCUUUCCCAAGGGACAGCAGCCUCUGCACUCGGUUUGCCACUCAGAUAAUCUUCCGGCGUGCCCCGAGAAAGAGCAUCUCGGCCCGCAUCAUACCAUCCAAAGAUAGUUGCUCUGAACAUCAGAAGAAGAUGAAGCAAUGGCGGAAGGACGAGUUAACGGAGCUUGAUGCAGACUCGUUUGCCGGGAUUAUGCGCGAGGUUAUUGACUUGAUGGGUGUUGGUCCCAAUCAAGAACCAGGAUCGCCUGCUUUUUCCAGAGACGUUCUGGUCCUGGAGAUCGCGGAUCCUACCCAGGAGCAUUUCAGCGUCAUCGACGUCCCAGGCACCUUCAAGAGAACCACGCAGGGCCUGACCACCAAGGAUGACAUCGCUCUUGUCGAUAACAUGGUCAAAGGAUACAUGACCAACCCUCGGUCCGUGAUGCUCACGGUCGUGCCCUGCAACGCCGACAUCGCCACUCAAGAGAUCGUCGAACAGGCUGAGGAUCUUGACCCUUCCGGAGACAGAACUCUCGGUGUGCUGACCAAGCCCGAUCUUGUCGACAAGGGUGCCGAAAACGAUAUCAUUGAACUGAUUGAGGGUAAGCGGCAUAAGCUGAAGCUCGGCUGGCACCUGUUGCGCAAUCCCGGCCAAGCAGAGCUGGUAAGCCAGAGUAAAUCGCGGAACGAACUUGAAGGGGCGUUCUUUAGGAAUGUCGCGCCGUGGAAUAACCUUGAUGGCGAGGUCGUUGGCGUCAAGUCGCUCAGGGAUCGGCUUCAAGGAAUCCUGGCCUCCCACAUUCGAAGAGAAUUCCCAAAGGUCAAGUCUGAUAUCCAAAGCAAGCUGAGGGCGGCUGAAAAGAAACUGAAAGGGUUCGGGCCCGCAAGGCAAGGCCCAAUCCAGCAGAGACAAUACCUGAUGAAGAUCGCCGGGGAGUUUCAGGACAUCGUCUCAUCUGCCAUUGGAGCUCAGUACUCUUCUUCUCCUGAUUUCUUUGAUAAACAUCGCAUUCAUCGGGUAGCGACGAGAGCUAGGCAGCGAGCCGAGGAAUUCGCCAAGCUGAUGACUGAGUCUGGCCAUAAAUUUGAUUUUGAAGAAACUGGUGAUAAAGCAGAUGAGGCUAAGGAGGGUCUCUUGAAGGUGGAGCUGGCCGUGACCACCCGGAGCAUUGUCGAAAGUGAUGAUAUCGAAGACAUCCUUUCCCCAUAUGACGACGUCGAAGAGCCCUAUGACGAGGGCAUUCUUGAUUGGCUGACGGAGGUGUACAAGAGCUCUGUUGGGUUUGAGCUUGGGACUUUCAGCUCAAGCCUUCUGCGUACAACAAUGCAGAAGCAGUCCCAGAAGUGGAAGGAUAUCGCCAAAGGAUAUAUCAGCGAUAUCAUCGCGAUUGCUCACCAAUUCGUCUCGUCCUUGCUCCAGCAUAUCAUCACAGACUCACACGUUCUUGAUGCACUGAGCUCUCGGCUGUCAGACCACCUCAGGGGGAAGUAUUUGGAGGCUUUGGAGAAGACAGACUCUCUUUUGCGUGUCGAGCUUGAGGGUACGCCGGCGACACAUAAUUCCGUUUUUACAGAGACACUUUAUCAAUGCCGGCAACAACGCCAGAAGGCGUUGCUGAAAGAGAAAAUGAUUACAUCAGGGAAGUACGGAGAGGUGAUUCGACUCGAGGAUCUGGUUUCCCAACACCCCCUUCAGAACGGGGAGCAGAUGAUCCAGAAGAUCCACGACAUUCUCAAGUCGUACUACCUGCUCUCUCGUAAGAGGUUCAUUGAUAAUGUUCGUAUGCAGGUGGCGGACGAUCUUCUGGUUACGGGACCAAAUACCCCUUUGAAGAUUUUCUCGUCGGAAUUCGUCUCGGGGAUGACGGAUGAGGAACUUGAUGAUGUGGCGGGCGAGGACCCCAAUGUCAAAUCUAAUAGAGAGGCAGCCCAGGAAAAGAUCAACUUGCUUAAGAAAGCACAGAAGAUUCUCCGUUGA
This is a messenger RNA of Clonostachys byssicola, 2124 nucleotides long. The record is from the annotation of a GenBank genome assembly. NCBI's taxonomy places the organism in Eukaryota, Fungi, Ascomycota, Sordariomycetes, Hypocreales, Bionectriaceae.